GGGGGCGCCCGGGCGACGGCGGCGUCCUGGAGCCCCCACGACGCGGCGGAGGUCCACGUCGCGAGCCGCGACGGCGCGGUGCGCGCCUACGACGCGCGGUCGUCCGCACCGCCGCGGCUCGUCGUCGCAGGGGACGGCGGGCCCUGCUUCGCCGUCGACAGCAACCCGAACAAACCGGGCGCCGUGUCGACGGCCCACGCCGACGGCACGGUGCGCUUCUACGACCUGCGGGCCAGCGGCGGCGCGCCGCUGAAGAUCCUCCGGGGCCACGACGGCUGGUGCGGCGCGCUCGAGUACAACAAGUACCACGACCAGCUCCUGGCGUCGGGCGGCUCCGACAAGCUCGUCAACUUGUGGCGCGUGUCGUCGAUCUCGAGCGCGCCGCUCCUCGAGCUGGACCUCGACGACGCCAAGGGCGACGGCGCGUCGUCCGCGGUGACGUCGUCCGCGGGUACCGCGGCCCCCGACGCGCCGGACGUCAAGGUCAAGGACUACGACCUCCACGACGACGCGGUCGUCGCCGUCGCCUGGUCCUCGUGCGACGCCUGGGUCUUCGCGUCCCUGUCCUUCGACGGCCGCGUCCUGCUCAACCACGUCCCCUCGCCGGAGAAGUACAAGAUCCUCCUCUAG
Messenger RNA from Aureococcus anophagefferens, 630 nucleotides. RefSeq lists its product as hypothetical. The record is from RefSeq and is a predicted model, not a curated record. Gene Ontology annotation, biological process: protein ubiquitination. The annotation marks the transcript as partial. The transcript has a single exon. Gene Ontology annotation, molecular function: protein binding. NCBI's taxonomy places the organism in Eukaryota, Pelagophyceae, Pelagomonadales, Pelagomonadaceae.